ACAGGUAGGAUGUCCGUGGUAGCUGGAAGGCUGAGAGAUCCUGACAUAAAUCCUUGCUUGUUGGAAUCUGAUGCUUCCACCAGAUGUAUGGAUGAAAAUAACUAUGACAGAGAAAGGUGUUCCACUCACUUCUUGAAGUACAAAAACUGCCGGAAGUUCUGGAAUUCUAUCAUGAUCCAGAGAAGACGGGAUGGAGUGAAGCCAUCUAUGCCUACAGCAGCAGAGAGAGACAUAAUCUUGGGAGCAAUGGGCAAGAUGCCCUAUUGA
Messenger RNA from Lipotes vexillifer (Yangtze River dolphin), 267 nucleotides. RefSeq names its product coiled-coil-helix-coiled-coil-helix domain containing 7 (gene CHCHD7). NCBI's taxonomy places the organism in Eukaryota, Metazoa, Chordata, Mammalia, Artiodactyla, Lipotidae. Bases 10 to 267 code for a protein of 85 amino acids. Gene Ontology annotation, cellular component: mitochondrion. The transcript is spliced from 3 exons. Gene Ontology annotation, biological process: mitochondrial respiratory chain complex assembly. The record is from RefSeq and is a predicted model, not a curated record.